GUAAUGAAUUGCAUGGCUAUCUCGGUAGCAUUUUAAUACUGGGAAGCAGCCGUUUAGAGCCCAAAGCAGUGACGAUAUCGUCGACACGACGACAAUGGCCUGCCAGGCCUGGGCGAUUCGCUUUCCGGCGCGAGUGCAGCAGCCAUGGUGCGCUGGCACUGGCCCCGGGCUUAGGUUCAGGUUCGGCCUGGCACCGACCGAAUUAGGGAGUCGCGGCUUCAGUGUGUCGGCUUCGGCGCGCGGCCCCGGCAAACGCCCCGGUUCGCGCCGCAUGUUUGAGGCCGAACCCGCCGUCCUCCCUAUUACUGUUUCUGUCCCCCGGCUCAAGGUGCCGGCGCCGUACCGCAAGCGGCUACGCAGGUCUCCUCAGCCAAAGCCGGCUGCCAGGGUGAAAGCCAAAACUAAAACUAAACACGAUUCUUCCUCUCCUCAUCCUCAUCCUUCACGUUCGUCUAUAUCCGCCCCAGAGACCAAAAAAGAGGCAGAAACAGGGGCAGAACCGGGGCCAGACUCGACCGCACAAGGCCCCCAGACCCUCGAUGCCCUGUUUCAGCAGCGCAAAUGGCCUCUGGUCGGCGCCGGCCUCGCUGCCCUGUUUGUCGGUCUGUAUGUGAGCAUGCUGGUAACUUCAUAUAUCAAGUCGCCCCCGACCCCGGACCCCAAGUCGCCUCUCGCCUCAUCCGUGCCUGCUCCUACCCCCAGACCCAGUGCUAGCUCCGGCACUGCUCCCCAAGAAGACGCCAUCCCAACCGGACGCCCCAGCACAUUAGACACUGCUGUCGCCGCCGGUUGCCCCGAUGAGGAGCUCCGCCAGACAGCCGAGGCCUUCGACCGGGGACUGAACCUGCCCGAGUGGCUGAUGGGGCUCCGUAGCCUGCGCAGGGAGCUGGCCGCGCGCGCCUAUGGCCACGUCCUCGAAGUCGCUGUCGGCACAGGCCGUAACAUGCCCUACUACGACUGGACCGGCGUCAUUUCCUCGGGCGGCGCCGGCGAGGCCGAGGCCCGAGCCCAGCGCGAGCGCGAGCGCCUCGUGAAACUGCUCGACCAGCACCGCUGGGGUGGCUCCAAGAUCGACCAGGCCCAGUUGCACCAGGUCGGCGUCCUGAGCUUCACGGGCGUCGACAUCUCGGCUGACAUGCUGGGCAUUGCCCGCACCCGGCUGCGAGACGCGGUGCCCGGCCUGAAGCGCAUCAUGCACAAGCGCCGCCUCGAGCCGCUGCCCGAGCAGAGCGCCGCCGCCGCCCCCGAGGGAAGCCUGGUAGUCGACACGCUAGGCGGCCGCGUGCGUCUGGUCAUGGCCGACGCGCAGAACACGCUGCCGCUGCCGCCGGCCCUGCCGUCAUCGCCAGCACCGCCCGCGAAGUACGACACCAUCGUCCAGUCCUUCGGCCUCUGCAGUGUGGCCGACCCCGCCCAGCUGCUCGCCCACAUGGCCUCCCUCGUCCAGCCCAACACGGGCCGCAUCCUCCUGCUCGAGCACGGCCGCGGCUGGUACGACUGGAUCAACCACAAGCUCGACGAGUACGCCGGCCGCCACUUCCAGCGCUACGGCUGCUGGUGGAACCGCGACAUUGAGUGUAUCGUGCGCGAGGCCGCCAAAACGGUGCCUGGCCUCGAGGUCGUCAAGCUCGAGCGCCCGCUGCUCCUGCAGGCCGGCACCACUCUGCUUGUCGAGCUCAGGGUCGCCAGCACGAAGCAGUAGCAGAAGCAGCAGCAGCAGGGUAUCCCAGCGGAGAGACAAUAGAGGUUGUCCAGAUACAAAUGGCGCAACUCCAGCAUGCCUGUAUAUAUAACCUAGCCGGCUGGGUCGAGACAUAGUCGGCCAUGUUACUGUACCAGUCACUUCCUUGACGUAGUAGAUGAUGUAUUAUAUUAUAUUUUAGACAUAAUAGACGAUUCUCGUUUUCU
Molecule: messenger RNA, 1908 nt
Organism: Lasiosphaeria miniovina
Lineage: Eukaryota; Fungi; Ascomycota; Sordariomycetes; Sordariales; Lasiosphaeriaceae
Product: S-adenosyl-L-methionine-dependent methyltransferase
Exons: 1
Coding region: 95-1702 (535 amino acids)
Molecular function (GO): methyltransferase activity
Source: RefSeq, a predicted model, not a curated record